AUGUUCUCACAAACGACCAUUAAAAAUGAUAUCCAAGCAUUCUACAAUGAUGAACUCAUCUCAGCAUAUUUACUGAGUGAGUCUUUAUUAGAAGCUGAACUAGCACCAAUCACUAAGGCCUUUCGAAUGAAUAGUAUAGCGAAUUUUCUUCAAUUACUUUCAUUUGUUCGUACGUAUGUGUUGGGAAAUCAACUUAUGCCUGCAAUUGAGACUGCUUUCAUAUUGCAGCUUAUCACGGAUGAUGGAUUAGCUUGGAGUACAACGGGAGGCAUACUUGUAUUUAACCCACACGGAACUAGUGCCACUUGUGAAUGUACUUCAUCGGCCUCUUGUAAUAUGUGGUCCGCUUUCUACAAUACAAGUUCGCCCGACUUUUCUACGUAUUUGAGUUGGAAACCAACCGCGGUAUCACUUCAAGUGCAAAAUUGGUUUGUCGCUUGCUGGCCCUUGGAGUCACUUCUUCUUUCAUCACUCGACAACAGUUUCUUGAAUAAUCAAACUGCACUAGAUGUUAUUGCAACCAAUUUUAAUUGGCCAUCGAAUUCGACGCCUAUGGCUCUGAAUAUACCGAACGGGAUAAAUCAAACUGUUACGUUCAACGAUACUUUGCAGACAUCAUUCAUAGAAAAUUUCUCGACAGAACUCAACUAUUCACUUUAUUAUGCUGAAUGUCGUCCACGAUCGUGCUUCUACUGGAUUAAUCAACACUCCAGCUUUUUAUACAUAUUCACUACUCUUCUUGGAUUGUAUGGAGGUCUAUCAGUUGUUCUUCGAUUACUUAUUCCACAUGUGGUCGGCUUCUUGGUUCGAUAUUUGAAUCGAACAUCACCUCAACUUCUUGCUGUUGAUGCUGUGACAGCAAGAGUGUCGUGGAAACAACGAGCACGAACAAUGGUAAAGAUCAUACGAGAUGCACUUGUUGAUCUCAAUCUGUUCAAAUCAUCGCUUCGACAGCAACCAUCCGAUAUCAAACAACAACGUUGGACAACACGAAUCUAUAUUACACUACUCACUGUUGCUCUUAUCAUUUUAGCACUUCAUGGGAUACUGAGUUUCGAAUCAAAAUUGAUUGAAGUGAGUAAGCCUUCAUUUAGUACUGUGCAACAAUUACAAUCUCAGACCAACAUAAUUUCUUCUUUACAAUGCCCAUGUACACAACUAACCGUUCCCUUUGGACAGUUUAUUCAACUCCAGCCAUUGUAUCAUCAAGUAUGCUCCAGUGAUUUUGUAACAGACGACUGGAUAAAGGGUUUCGAUGAUCUUACUGAUCUCUCAUUUAUCGCCAACUCUACUGAUUUUCGAUUUAGCCAGCCGCUUUUUGUGCUUCUGCAAGCUCUAUGCGUGUAUUCUAAUGAAACAAUUGUGGAUGCAUUGCAAACAUUUCAAAAUACUACACUGGUCAGUGCUCAAUUGCUUACAGUCAAUGACUUUACAAAUCAAACAUCCGCUGUUAUUCGUCAAUUUAAAUUGGAAACAACAAGUACCUUCAUACACUUUGUUCAACUUCUAAUUUCACAAAUGUUUAUCGAAUCUUGGUCUAACUCUACAAAUUAUUCAUCCUAUUUUGCUCAGUGUCAACCAGCAUCAUGUUCUUAUACGAUUCCACAACGUAAUAACUUAAUAGAAACAAUAACAAGAAUUGUUGGUCUGAUCGGUGCUCCUCCUCGGGCGCGUUUUGUGACAGUUGGUAUUAAGAUUCGAGAUUGGCUCAAGAAAGUGAAUGUAUUUGAGGAUACAAAUCGUGUAGUCAGUACUGAGCAACAAUGUCUAGCAACACGCGUAUAUAUACUUCUUCUCAUCAUUUCAUUAAUCAUUCUCAUUAUAUACACUUCGUUAACCUAUUACUUGAAUACAUUCACAAUAACAAAUCCAUCUCUUGAACAAUAUCAACAGUUACAAGAACGCUAUGGAUUAGCUGCUGUCAGUUGUUCAUGCUCUCGAUCGUCUAUUACACAAUCAACAUUUAUCGAACUGGAAUGUAAAUUUCAUCCAGUGUGUACAAGUCAUUUUGUUUCUGAUUCAUAUCUGCAAGAACUAUUUGAAUUGUACAAUGAUUUGGAUACGACAUAUGCAUCCUCAAACGCAUAUACACUUCAAGGUACCAUUUUCACUCAUUUCCAAACUCUUCUUGUCUUGUGCAAUUUGGCAAAAGAUUUCGCAUUAGAUGCUCAACAACAAUACCUUGCUUCGACACGUUUCUUUGCAUCCAUACCACGUUAUAUCAAAGUUCUGGUUGGGCUUACACUAUUUAUACUUGUAGUAGCUGUCAUCGUUAUCCCAUCUAUUUAUCUUACUCGACAAGGUCCAAUUCAAACUGCGCUAACAAGAAACACCGUGAGUAUUCUCCUUGGAAUCGGUAAUGGGAGAUUUGGAUCACAAGCAACGUUUCCGGUUGGUCGUUUCCCAUCAUCGAUCGCUGUCGGAGACUUCAAUGGCGAUGGUCCACUAGAUCUAGUAGUUACCAACAGUGCUGAUAAUACCAUGAGUGUAUUACUUGGAACUGGCACUGGUAGUUUCGGACCACAAAUAUUAUAUUCAACUGGUCUUAGUCCACAAUGGAUCGUUGCCAAAGAUAUCGAUGGCGAUGGUCAACUAGAUCUUGUUAUUGUCAACGGCUACUCGAGCAAUGUAGGUGUGAUGCGUGGAAUUGGGAAUGGGAAUUUCACAUCACAAAAAACAUAUCCGACUUUCGCUAAUCCGACUUGCGUUGCUGUCGAUGAUUUCGAUGGUGAUGGUUGUCUAGAUCUUGUAGUUAUCAGUUCCACCUGGCCCCUUAUGAGUGUGUUACUUGGAACCGGACAUGGAGAUUUUCGAUCGCAAACCAUGUUUACAUAUGGUCAUACGUGGUUUGCGAUCGUUACUAGUGAUUUCAACGGUGAUAGUCGACCGGAUAUUGCUGUCACUUACAUCUCACAAUCGAUGCCUAGUGUUGGUAUACUAACUGGAACUGGUAAUGGAUCUUUUGAAUCACAAGUCAGAUUUUUAACUGGUGUUACUGGUCUACCGUACAUGGUUGCUGUUAGUGAUAUUAAUGGUGAUGCUCGACUUGAUCUUAUUGUCGCGUUCAACUCUUUGGCUAAGGUGGGUGUGUUCCUUGGAGCCGGAAACGGAUCUUUCGGACUACCAAUCAUGUUUUCAACUGGUUCUGGCUCUACACCAUAUGGAGUCGCUGUCGUUGAUUUCAAUAACGAUGGUCGACUAGACAUUGCUGUUACCGAUACCGCACACAAGACUAUGAACAUUCUUUUGAAUACAUGUACGUGA
Adineta steineri is the source of this 3264-nucleotide messenger RNA. NCBI's taxonomy places the organism in Eukaryota, Metazoa, Rotifera, Eurotatoria, Adinetida, Adinetidae. The record is from the annotation of a GenBank genome assembly.